UGAAUUUUUUUAUUUUAUUUUCAAACACUGAUUGAUUUGAUUUUGUAUUUUGUAAUUGCAAAAAUGUGCAAUAAUUGUUUUCACAUCUUUUUGAUCUGAUCAUUUUAUGGAUUUCUACCCCCGCUCACUACAAUAUAACUAAAUUUUUGCCUUCAUAUUAGAAUCGAAUAUAUUUGCCUUUCCGUUACUUUUGUAUUUGCUAAUUCGAAUUGAUAAUGUUCAAAGCAUUGAAAGAAAAAGUUUCCAAUGAAUAUGAAAAGGCCAAAGUGAAUAUACAAUCACAGGCCUUGAAUCUGGUUAAUAAUGGUACCAUUAAUUCAGUGACAGAUAAAUUGAACGAUUUAAAAUCACUGAAUGAAUCCACUUCAUCGUCAUCGUUAUCAUCACAGCUUCAACAACAACAACAGCAACAACAAGAUAGCUCAUCACAUGUAGAGCCUACAACAUCAAAAACUGUUGAUAGUGGCCAAAAAUUAAACGAUAAUCCUGAAUUCAGUCUAGUCGAUCUUGAUGAUGAGAAUGAUAAAUUAAAACCACUACAAUCAUCAACAUCAUCGACGACUGAUCGAAAUGAAUCAAAUCAAAACAAUGAUGUGGAUACGAAUUCAUUUUUCAAGAAUAAAUUCUCUAAUUUUGUCAAUAAUUUAUCACAAAAUUUUUCCAUUCCACAAUCGGAUAGUGAAUAUGAAUCCGAAUCAUCUGCACGUAAUAUGGAAAACAUAAGCAAGGAACAAUUGAUGGAUCUAUGUGGCCGAUAUAAAGAACGUAGCCGUAAAUAUCGUGAACGUUGGACAGAAGUGGUGAAAGCGUAUAGAGAAACUGUAGAAGAAAAAGAUAAACUAAAAACAGUGUUGACCGAAACACAGGACAAAGCCAUACGACGUAUGAACGAAUUGAAAGAACAAUGUACAUUGGAACAAGAAGCAAAAAGACAUCUUGAAGAAAAUUUACGGAUUGUGAUUGAAGAAAAAGUGGAACAGAUAAAAAUUUUGCAACAACAAUUUGAAGUAUUAAAUGCAGAAAAGAAUUCUCAUCCAUCAGACAUUUCCAAUGAUCGAAAUGAUGAAUUAGUGAAAAAAAUUGAACGUUUAGAAUCAUUACUGGCCAAAUGUAAUGAAUCAUUGAAAUCAAAUAAAGAAAAACUGGAUUCAGUGAUGAAAGAAAAUGAAUCACUUUUAAUAUCCAAACAGGAAGCGGCAAAAUUACGUGAAGAAAUUGAACAGCUACGUCGAUUAAAGGAUUCGGCAAGUGAAUCAUUUAAUGAAGCUAAACAACGACUUCAUGAUGAACUUGAAUCUAGAAAAAUUGUCAUCAAAGAACUUAAAGAUCAGCUAGACAAACGCGUAGCCGAAGCAAAACAUAGACAAGUGGAAUUGAAAGCAAAAACCGAAACGAUUAAAAGUUUGCAGGAAAAAUUAUCCAAAAACGAAAGAGAACAAUCGAAAUUUGUCGAUGACAAUACAAACGAAUUAAAACAGGCUCGUGAAGAAUUGGACACAAUACGAAAAGAAAUGUUAACGUUACGUGAUGAAAAUAAAACACUUAAGUCAACGUCAAAUCCACAGGAAUUGUCCGCGAUGGAAUCCCGUUGGCGAUCGGCCCAAGAAGAAGUGAUUAAAUUAACCGAAAUGGCUGACAAACAGCAACAAUCAUUUGAACAGCAAUUGGCAGAAGGUGAAAGUAAACGACAAAAUUAUGUUGAUCAAAUUGAAUCGCUACAGAAAAAACUGACCGAUAUUGAACAAGCAGAAGAAAAUCUUCGAAUUGCACAGGAGCAAAUAUCCAAUCUGGAAACCAGUAAUCAACAGUUGACUGAACAAUCAAAAAAUCUUGAAGAACAAAUGGCUCAAUUACGAAAAGAAUCCGACCAAAUACAAUGUAAAUUACGUGAUGAAUGUGAUCGAUAUCGUUUGGAAUCGAAAUCGAUUGCUAGUGAUCAACAGAUGCAAGAGAAAUUCAAUAGUCUCAACGUUCAAUUUGAACAACAAUCACAUGAACUUGAUGAAUUUAAAAAAUUAUUCUCUGAAAAACAGAUGGAAAUUGAUUCCCUUAAAUCACAACUAUCUGAUUUGAUCACCGAAAAUGGUCAGCUCAAAAAGGAGAAUGAUGAAAGACAAGCAACCAUUCAACAAUUAAAUUCGGAUGUGAAUAAAUCGACAAAAGCAAUGGAAGUUACAAAAAAAUUGAUGCAAAAAUUUCGCGACGAUUUACAAUCAUUACAAGCAACCAUCAAUUCAUUACAGCAAACAAAUGAUCAAUUGAAAGUGGAAAAUGAUCAAAUUCGUGGCCAAGAGAUUGAAAUGAAGAAUCAUUUUGCUCGACUUUUACAAUCCAUUUUCAACGAUAUGAAUAUUGACGAAAACAACACCGAAUCCAUUGAUAAACAUUCGGAAGAGUUUAAAUCUCGUUGCCUUCGAUUGAUCGAAGAGAAUGCUAGUCUCAAAACAACAGUUGAUCAAUCAUCAGCUGAUGCUGAUAAAAAUCUUCAACUUCAAAAUCAAAUUGAAACAUUACUGUUGGAAAAGAAAAAUCUUUCUGAUGAAAUUGUUCAAUUACGAAAAAUUGAAACAGAAUUGAAUGAUAUGCGACAAAAAGUCGAACAGAACCAUGAUCAAAUGGAUGAAUGGCGGACACGUGAAUCACAAUGGAAUAAUGAAGCGGUAAAACUUCGUAAUGAUCUUAAAGAUCAGAAAAAAGAGCUAAAAGCCAAAACAAAUCAAUUGCAAGAGCAAAGUCAAUUCCUGAUACAAAUACAGGAUAAUUUGGCAAAAAAAGAACAAGAAAUUGAAAAUAUGAAAACUGAAAUCGAUAAUAUACGAUCGAAGAAUAAUGAAGAAACGGUCACUAUACAAAAUGAAUUACAAUUACAAUGUCAACGCAAUGAACAAUUACAAUGUGAAAUGGUCGAAAUGAAUGCACAGAAUUCAUCGUACAUUGAAGAGAUUUCCAAAAUCAAAUCAAAUGCAAAAGAAAUUCUUGAAUCAAAACAAAGAUUAAAAGAUACAUUACAGAAAUCUGAAUCACAGCUGAAAUCCAUUAAACGACAGCAACAACAAAAUCAAGAUUAUACGAAACGAAUCGAACAAUUAACGAAUGAAAUGAACACUGUGUUAGAAGCUCGUAAAGAAUUGGAAAAAACUGUUGCACAACAAGAAAACACUAUAAAACAUAAAGAACAGAAUGAAAAGUCAUUGGUGACCAAGAUUAAACAACUUGAAGAAAAUAUUUCUAGCGAACAGGAUUCUCGUGACGAUCGAAUUAAAACGGCUCAAGAUGGCCUACGAAAAAGUCGUGAACAGAUUGCCGAAUUGCAAGAAAAAUUACGAACACGUGAAGUUUGUGAACAAGAACUUCGUACCGAAGUGAUUGCAUUGGAAGAGAAACUGAAAUCAAGUGUAAAAAAUGAACGAGAUGUGAAAGAAGAAUUGAAACUAAAUGAAGAAUUGAAUGGAUCGCUUAAAGAACAAUUGAAUAAAAUGAAAUCUGAAAUGAAAGAAAUGAAAAUAACCAUGGAUUCAAUGCGUGUUAAACAUGAAGAAACGAUUGAAUCAUUGUAUAAACAGCUGGAAAUACGAGAAUUACAAUUGGAUGAAAGUCUAAUGAAUGCUUCAUCACAACAAAAUUCAACUAAUCAAGAGCUAAUCAAAUCUCGUAAUGAAUUGACAAAAUUACGUACACAGAAUGAAGAGUUGACCAUUAUGAAUGAAAAUCUGGAGAAAAAAUUGAAAACAAUAUCGGAUAAUAGUGGUGAACAGGUGGCCAAAAUUACCAAACAAUAUGAUAAUCAAAUUGAAACAUUACAAACAACCAUAGAGGAAAAGAAACAAGAAUUGGCCGAAAAAAUGGAACAAUUUGAUACGAUAGAAAAUCGAUUAUUAAAUGAACAUAAGAAUGCCAUCACAUGUUUACAGAAUGAGAUAAAUGAAAAAAAUACUGCAUUAGAAGAAGUGCAUGAAUAUUAUCAACAACGAUUAAAAGCAAAAGAUAAUGAAUUGAAACAUUUACAUGAACAAUUGACCGGUACGGAUAGAAAUAAUUAUCAAAUUAAUGCAUUACAGAAUUCAAUCCUACAAUAUCAGUAA
Molecule: messenger RNA, 4082 nt
Organism: Dermatophagoides farinae (American house dust mite)
Lineage: Eukaryota; Metazoa; Arthropoda; Arachnida; Sarcoptiformes; Pyroglyphidae
Biological process (GO): DNA strand elongation involved in DNA replication; double-strand break repair via break-induced replication; DNA replication
Cellular component (GO): MCM complex; nucleus
Molecular function (GO): single-stranded DNA helicase activity; ATP binding; single-stranded DNA binding
Source: RefSeq, a predicted model, not a curated record